Penicillium diatomitis is the source of this 1356-nucleotide messenger RNA. RefSeq lists its product as uncharacterized. NCBI's taxonomy places the organism in Eukaryota, Fungi, Ascomycota, Eurotiomycetes, Eurotiales, Aspergillaceae. The transcript has 2 exons. The coding region runs from base 1 to 1356 and encodes 451 amino acids. The record is from RefSeq and is a predicted model, not a curated record. Gene Ontology annotation, biological process: proteasome assembly. Gene Ontology annotation, molecular function: proteasome binding.
AUGGCGCCUGCCAAUGGGCACCUGUUGCUUCCCAAGAUAUGGCGAGCAGCAAGGUUUGCUUAUGAAAGGGCAUCCAAGGCCAUCAGAGCCAAAAUCCCAGAGUCUACCACAUACUCGCAUUUGCGGUACCAACCUGUCUAUGCUCGCAUUAAUGGGUCCCAACCUAUCAAUCGGGCUGCCGCCAUUCGACAGGCCCGAAGCCGUUACUUCUCCACUCGCGCAGCCGGUGCCUUCGUGUCGGCCAUUCGGUCAGGAGUCUCAGCGGAGGCCCACGCAUACCGAACUACUAGAGUGGCCUCGAAUAUCAGCAAGCUCACCAGCCGCGCUCCGUUCGCUUCUACCCUUCGGCCGAAUUUAACGGGCGGUACGCUCGGUCGCACCGCGGGAGGUUACACUCUCGGUGCAGGUCGAUUCGGAGGAGCCCGAUACUUCUCUCAUGGCCCGGCGGCUCCUGCCCAGGUGAUUCACAAUGUUUCACAGGGCAUUAGGGUCUUCUUUCUGUCGGGCCAGAAGGUCCGUUUCGACGGAGUUGAUCCCCGAACGGGUGAGAAGCGCUACAAGGCGGUCAGUGGCCUGCAGGAUCAGGCUGGUCGCAAGAUGACCGCUGUGCCUCGGAAGGCGACGGGGUCGAGCCUUGACUUCCAAGUCUCUCCCACCAUGGCCGCCUUUGGGGCCUUUAGCGCCCUGAGCAAGCAGUCCGACGCCGAGGCCGUCAAUACUUUGAACUCUGAUGGCGUCAUGGACGUGCUUUCUGUCGACUUCGCUCGAGCCUUGAAGGAGUAUGCCGUAGUCUUGAAUGAUUUGAAGCGGUUGUCCACACUGGGGGAUCUACCAGUCACACUGCAUGAUCGCUCAACAAUUCGUGUCAGGUUCCCCGGCUGCGACGCCGACACUGUGGAACACCUAUGUGAUGAGGUUGGUGUGCAGCGUGGUCGCAUCACUCAGGACGAAGACUUUGAAAUUCGCACAGGUGCCGACCUAGCUCUCCUGUUCCCUUUCGCUCCCAGCGUGGCGUCUUCGGAAACAGAGUAUCUUUUCGAGAACUCUUCACUCCCAAAGACCCACAUUUCCAACGACAUUGAUUGGCACGGCAUGAUCACACCUGAGAUCGGCAGUCCUUUCGCUGGCGACUCGGGCGUUGAAUCUGGCAAGGCGAUCAGCUUUGAAGACAAAGAACUCUUUGGCAGUAACCCGUGGACGUCACCGCGCUCUGCUUAUUCAAGUAUCAAUAUCAGUGAACUUGGCGACCAGCCAUUCUUCCCAGAGUCGAACGCUGAGCAGAUGGAAUUCACAUCCGAUGACGAUGCCGAUGGGAUCCACAGGUUCAUAGCUGAGUGCGACCGCGCACGUCGUUGA